Molecule: messenger RNA, 2481 nt
Organism: Stegastes partitus (bicolor damselfish)
Lineage: Eukaryota; Metazoa; Chordata; Actinopteri; Pomacentridae
Gene: ncaph
Product: non-SMC condensin I complex, subunit H
Exons: 18
Coding region: 100-2181 (693 amino acids)
Biological process (GO): mitotic chromosome condensation
Cellular component (GO): condensin complex
Molecular function (GO): chromatin binding
Source: RefSeq, a predicted model, not a curated record
AGAAAAACUACGGCUUGUUCUCUGCUUGUAUGUCAUAUUACAGUUUUUAACCACUCUCAACAAGCUCACGUCGGAUUUUACAUUUCGAAGUACGCUACGAUGAGUGCAGCCUCCACACCUGUCUCCCGGGUUCGCCCAGGAUGGACGUCGGCCUCUUUGAAAAACAAGGGUCUGUCCCCUGCAGCCUGCAGCACCCCGCUGCUGGCAGCCUUCCCUGGCAACGAUGACGAGCAGGAGCGUCGUCAGCGCAGGAGGUCAAGAGUCAUUGACCUUCAAAGUGCCACUGAUACUUCCUUCACUGACUCUGCGUCUCAUAGUGCUGUGGGGACUCCUGCUGCCGUGCCUAAGCUGUCAAAUGCACAGAUUUCAGAGCAUUACUCCACCUGCAUAAAACUGUCCACGGAGAAUAAAAUCACCACCAAAAAUGCCUUUGGUCUGCAUCUGAUUGAUUACAUGGCUGAUAUUCUCAAACAAAAGGAUUCUGAGCUCACUAACUUCAAGGUGGCAGCUGGCACUCUGGAUGCCAGCACUAAGAUCUAUGCUGUGAGGGUGGAUGCUGUUCAUGCCGAUGCCUACAGGGUGCUGGGUGGCCUGGGGGCCGAAACCAAACCCGGAGAGGACCAUUCUCCAAAAGAGGAGGAUGGAAAUGAUGAUGCAGGAGGUGAAGUGCCUGCCAAGCAGCCAAAGAAAAAGAGGCCUCCUAAGAGGACCGUGGAGCAGAACCUGAGCAAUAUUAAUAGUGCAGAAUCUGAAAGGAGGUGUGAGGUGGACCCCAUGUUUCAGCGGAUGGCCUCGUCCUUUGAUGAGAGCAGCACAGCAGGUGUCUUCUUGUCCGUUCUCUUCAGUGAGAACAGUCGCUGUGAGCUGCUGUUUCCCUCCUAUAUGACCCUCCUGCAGUCCAGACCCUCCUACUCUCCUCCACCUCCACAGGGAGUCACUGCAUCUCCCUUCAUGGCUGGACUGCAACGUUCACAAGAGAAAAGUUCUAUCUGCCCCUCGCUGCAGGACUUCUCCUUUACUAGCUGGAACCCUGAGCAGACCAUGAAUCAGCUCUUGGAGAAAAUGAAGCAGGGCGAGCACGUGUUUGACGUGAAUGCUGAGCCUGAGCCUGAGCCAGAGGAAGAUGACUGCCCUGACUUUGAUGCCGACUAUGAGGAGGGACCAGGUGACUGUGAAGAGGGAUCCAAGGAGCAUAAGGAGGGUUGUGAAGCCUCUGGUUCCAGCAAAGGAAGGGACGUGAUUCCCAUUGGAGAGGGAGACAUCGCCACUAUGUGUCUGCAGCUGUCCUCUCAGCCCAGGGAGUAUUCAUACUUCAGCCCCAGGACCAUGGCCACAUGGGCAGGACCUGGAUACUGGCAGUUCAAACCAAAGCACAAGUUGGAUCAUUUGCCUGACAAGGAGACGCGUAAAAGGAAGCCCAGAAAGACCUAUGAAAUAGACUUCAAUGAUGAUGUCAACUUUGACACCUACUUCCGUACCACAAGGGCUGCCACCACUAACAGCAAGUCUGCCCUCAAUGCCAGCAAUAAGAAAACAACUCUGCCAGCAGACUUCCAGUUUCCCCCAGAGACGCUCUCUCAGCUCAGCCUCAAACCCUCCAGCUCGUUGAGUCAGGAAGGCCAGAAGAGGCUGUCUGGAGAGCUUGGAGAAGGCAUUGGAGAUUAUGACUACAACAACGCCAACGACACAGCCAACUUCUGUCCAGGUCUUCAGGGUGGUGACAGUGAUGAUGAUGUUGAAGGGUUUACCGGUUCAGAUGAUACACAGCCGUCAGGGGACAGUAUACCUCUGCCCUCACAAGACCUCGAGAACGUAUCCACCUAUGGGGAGGAGGAUCUGGUACCUGAGCCACACAGGGUCAAUAAGAUUGAGAUCAACUAUGCCAAGACAGCAAAGAAAAUGGACAUGAAGAGACUCAAGAACAGCAUGUGGACUCUUCUGACUGAAAGCCCAGAAAAACCCACAGAGGUGGUGGAGACUGUGGAGAAACCAGAAGUGUGUGGGGAGAAAGUCUUCAGUCAGACCACGAAGUCGCUGCUUCAAAGAUUGCCAAACACUAUGGCUCAGAACCUGUCGGUGCCUCUGGCAUUUGUUGCUCUGCUUCAUCUUGCCAAUGAAAAGAAUUUGGAGCUGGUGAAGGUUGAUGACAUGUCAGAUAUUAUCAUCAAACAAGGCCAAUGAGAGGAAAUUUGUAUGAAAAGUCAUUGACAUUCUUUUAUUUCAUUCUCUACUUCUACAGCUUUCUUUACUUUGUGUAUGUUAUGUUUCUUUGUGACACUCUCCUCUUCACAUUUUGUGCUUUGAUCCUCUUUUUAACUGUUUAAAAGUGGUAUCUGCUUUUAUUUUCUAUAAUAAUAGCAAAACAUAUGUCUUUCCUUUUAUUCUGUACUAUUGACGCAUAUCUUGUGUAGAUAAUUUAACUGCUCAACUACCGCACAAAAAAUGCAUUUUGUCAAAAGAAAUAAAGUCUUUUUUCUAAUA